Liolophura sinensis is the source of this 3158-nucleotide messenger RNA. Its product is annotated as sodium/hydrogen exchanger 9B2-like. Gene Ontology annotation, biological process: proton transmembrane transport. Gene Ontology annotation, cellular component: membrane. Lineage: Eukaryota; Metazoa; Mollusca; Polyplacophora; Chitonida; Chitonidae. The coding region runs from base 174 to 1985 and encodes 603 amino acids. The record is from RefSeq and is a predicted model, not a curated record. The transcript has 11 exons. Gene Ontology annotation, molecular function: antiporter activity.
UCCUGACAGGUGAGAUUCGUCUUCUCUCCAAGUCAGUUUGUGAAACUAUCAGCAAGUUUUGAGAGACGUUUACACCAGUGCCUCUGUGGUCGCCUGACACGGUCGAGAGGAGCCCACUACGCAAAACCAAGGUUGACAGGUAAAAGCGGCACCAGAAAGCAGCCGAGCCCAAGAUGAGCAGCGUCAACAGACAAGGCUCGGCGCGGGCCUUGAUUCGAGACAACAACGGACAUUCCGACAACGCCCGAAAUGACCCGACCUCCGCUGAUGACGAAGGACGUUUCCGGGACAACGCUUACCGCCAGGAGCUUCAGCCAGGUUAUUUCAAAAACGGCAAGGACGGUAUCACGAAGACGAACGCAGACUCUCAUGAAAGUGGUCUUCACGAAUAUACGAAACACCCCGAUACCAAAGACUAUUCCAAGAAGGGUUGUUGCGCCAGAUGCUGCGGAAAUCUGUCCAGACGGCUAAACAUUUGCUGCAAACCUUGCAUGUGGGAGCAUCACCCGCUGCCGCCAGAGCCGUCUUUAUGCCAGAGGUUCAAAUACACGUUCAUGUGCCCCCCGCAUGGCGUCGUCGCCCAGGCCAUCGUCUUUUUCAUCACCAUACUAAUUAUAUGGUCAAUAUUGUGGUCCAUCAGCAAAGAGGAAGCUCUUCCCGGCGGCAAGUACUUCGGCAUCGUACUCCUGUUUCCGUGCUGCGUGUUGGCUGGAAUGGCUAUGGAAAAGAUCAGGUUGCCGCCACUGUUGGGUAUGCUUCUCAUGGGCGGUCUUUUAGCUAACAUACCUAAAGUGAAGGACGCGUUUGCCAUAGACACUACGUGGUCAGCCGGUCUCAGGAACAUCGCCCUGGUUGUGAUUUUGAUUCGGGCCGGACUGGGUCUCGACCCUAAAGCCCUCCGGAAGCUCUCCUUCGUCGUGUUAAGACUGGCUUUUCUGCCUUGCCUCUUUGAGGCCUUGACCGUCGCCAUCGCAGCACAUUUACUCUUGGGAUUCCCCUGGGUAUGGGGAUUCAUUUUAGGGUUCGUGCACUCGGCCGUCUCUCCUGCCGUUGUUGUACCCAGCAUGUUGAGACUACAGGACCAAGGUCUGGGCACCAACAAAGGGAUACCCACCAUGAUCAUAGCCGCCGGAUCACUCGAUGACGUCAUUGCCAUCAGCGGAUUUGGAAUAGCACUGGGGAUGGCAUUUUCCGAAGGGGAUCUUGCCUUCAAUAUCAUCCGGGGACCGCUGGAGGCUAUUGGAGGAACGCUGUUCGGAAUUAUCGCCGGGGUCUUGUGCUGGUACAUUCCACCAAUCAAACACCAACACCUGGUGUUUUAUAGAUACGUCCUACUUUUUGGCGGUGGACUGUUUGCUGUUUUCGGAAGUAAAGCGGCUGAUUUUCCAGGUGCAGGCGCACUCGGAUGUUUAACAAUGGCGUUCGUUGCGGCGUAUGGAUGGAGAAAUCGAGGAUGGACCGGAACAAGUCCAAUGGCCGUGGUUAUGGGCCGAAUGUGGGAAGUCUUUCAGCCACUCUUGUUCGGGCUUAUUGGGGCGGCUAUAAAAGUGGACAAGAUCGAGGCUAAUGAUAUAGGUUUUGGUACCCUCGUUCUCUUCAUUGGGCUGGUGAUCCGUAUCCUGGUGUCGUUUCUGGUCAUGUUCCGAACAGAUAUGAACUGGAAGGAGCGGUUCUUUGUGCCAUUCGCGUGGCUGCCCAAAGCUACUGUUCAGGCUGCUAUAGGCUCAGUGGCCCUGGAUAUGGCUCUGGAGAAGGAAGCUAGUGAGGAAGUCGUGGAAUACGGUCGACUGGUGUUAACGAUGGCCGUGUUAAUCAUCUUGAUCACUGCUCCUAUUGGGGCCAUCGCCAUAGCGGUUAGCGGACCGAAGCUGCUACACCGGACAGAGAUUGAGGCUGAAGUAUCAGCGGAACCGGAAGAAAGGGGAGCACAGGAAAUGACGAAAUUGAACCGGGAAAACGGCUACGCGGAAGAGGAAGAUGUUUGAAGUACAGUGGAUGUUAUAGAAUAUUAUGGUUGAGAAUUCAUAAAAAUGUCCAUGAAAAAAACUAAAGAAUUAUUUGGACAUUAAUUUUUUUAGAUCUCUUUUGGUAAGGUCUAACACAACAUUUAAACCGCUAAAGUCCUUGGUUACCAUAUCACUGCAUAUAUUGUAGGUGUGCUAACCCAAAUUUAUCAAAUAGUUCAACAAAUAAAACAAUAAUAACAAUAAUAUGUUUGUAAACAUUUUGUGCAGCAACCAAAGCCCCACAAAGACACGCCCCAAAGCCGGAAUAGAGUCGCAGAGUCGUGCAACCGAAACACGGUCGAGACAUUAGCUUGAACCAAAAAUUCCUUGUUUUCUGUGUCAACCAAACAAUAUAUUUUUUUCAUUCUGAAUCCUGUAAAAUCGCUGCAAAGUGAACAACAUUGCGAACACCAAAGACACCAUGUAUGUUGGAUUGCCCAUUUUUUAUAUGUAACUGCAUGAUUACUGCGUAAAACACCAAUAAAAUAAAUACAUUAAUAUGUAACUACCUGCUUAUUCGGUUGAUGUCUCAAUAAGAAUCAAUAAAUUUGAAUUUUAACAGAACAAAAUAUCAAAAUGGGUUUGUGUAUAUUUCAAAAAACACAUUUUUCUGUUGUUUUCUUCAACGACGGCGCCCAUUUGUCGAUUUAAUAAACUGUAUAAUAUUGAAGAAAGGUAUUUUGCUGUAUGGUGUGUAUGUUAACAAACUAGAACUGUUGUGUUUUAUUGGUUGUUUUUGUAUAUUUUAUGUAUACUUUGCGUCUAUAAAUGACCACAUUGUUUUGUCUUAAGCAAAAUUAAAAAAGCGAAAAAGAAAGAAAUAAACCCAUGGCAGAAACCUUCACUUUUUCACCAACGUUUGUGUGAAUGUUGAAAUUGCUAUUAAUGAUUGCUACACAUUUAUUUAACAUUGUGUCGAGAAAUUCACUCAUGAAAUUAUUUUUGGUCCAACAUUUAUUUUGAACCUUCAUUUCCCUUUCCUAUACGGCAUUUUUUAUUCAUUUACGUAUACUAAUAUCAGCCAUGUGGUUUUGCAACAGUACAAAAAUCGGUUAUUAUUUAGAAUAAUAUUUUGGGUUUGUUAAAGCCCUUUGUAGAUACCGAAAUGUAUUUUUACUGAAUGGUUUACAUAUAGCUUUGUACAAUAAACAC